AGCUUUGACAAUCAGCUGUUUACUUUUUUCCUUCUAUGACAGACCGACGAAUUUUUUUAACAUACACCUGUGAAAUUAGAAUUUUUUGUCUAAAUAUCGAGAAAAUACAAUAAAUUAAUUAGAAAAAUGUCUUUAUUGGCGCGUGGAAUAAGCCUGGUGGCGCGCCAGCCCAGUCUCAUCAAUAAUUUAACAAAUUCCAUGAGAGCAUUAAGUGUUACGCCACGCUUUUGUCAGCAAGCCAAAUUGGUUACACAGGAUAUAGCGCCCGUAAAGAAGGUUACCAAGGAGGAGCAAGAGAAAUGUGAGCAAGUGUUUAGCAAGGUUAAUCAACAAUUAGCCAAGAAGGAAGAAGGCCGGUUAUUCGCUGUGGUUCACUUAUGCGGCAAACAAUUUAAGGUAACAGCCGGCGAUAUUAUAUUGGUCGAAGGCUAUUGGCCACCCACCAUAGGCGAUGAAAUACGUUUGGAAAAGGUAUUACUGGCAGGAGCUAAAGAUUUCACCUUAAUUGGUGCCCCUUUAUUGGAACCCGGUUUGGUGGAUGUUAAAGCCACCAUUAUUGAAAAAACCCUAACACACACUAAGACCCAUUUCAAGAAUAAGCGCAGAAAGCAAUAUUUACGUAUUAAUUUCCAAAGAUCACCCAACACCAUGAUACGUAUCAAUUCCAUAGAGGUGACUCGCAAAGUGGAUGAACCCAGUAAACAGCCUUUUAAUGAAAAUCGUAUCUUUUAAGAGUUUUCUUUAACGUUGAGUAAGAAAUUAGUGGAACAUUAAAUGAUUUCUUGUGCUAAAACAUUUA
Messenger RNA from Lucilia sericata (common green bottle fly), 799 nucleotides. RefSeq names its product 39S ribosomal protein L21, mitochondrial-like. Gene Ontology annotation, cellular component: mitochondrial large ribosomal subunit; ribosome. Bases 127 to 732 code for a protein of 201 amino acids. The record is from RefSeq and is a predicted model, not a curated record. Lineage: Eukaryota; Metazoa; Arthropoda; Insecta; Diptera; Calliphoridae. Gene Ontology annotation, molecular function: structural constituent of ribosome. The transcript has 2 exons.